Messenger RNA from Daphnia pulex (common water flea), 1020 nucleotides. It is a transcript of the gene bug, whose product is annotated as thioredoxin domain-containing protein 15-like. Bases 70 to 951 code for a protein of 293 amino acids. Gene Ontology annotation, biological process: cilium assembly. The record is from RefSeq and is a predicted model, not a curated record. The transcript is spliced from 5 exons. NCBI's taxonomy places the organism in Eukaryota, Metazoa, Arthropoda, Branchiopoda, Diplostraca, Daphniidae. Gene Ontology annotation, cellular component: cilium.
CUUGGUUGCUAAGCGAUUGAGUUUCGUCUGCUAUACAUUCAGAAAACAAGAUUCAAUGUUAUUGGUGUUAUGUUAUUAAAAAUGAAGAUUUCUUUACAAAUUUUACUAGUUGGACACUUCAUUAUAGAGGUAUUCGUUUUCGGGUCCUUGUGUGAAGUCAUUGGAGAAGGACUCGACGAUGCUGUUCGUUCUGAUGACAAUAUUUCAGAUCCAAUUAUGGAAAGUUUGAGUAGUAGCUAUCUGAAUUCUUCGCUACUUAAUAAUUCUAUCGAAAUCACGUCAACCGGGAAUGAUUCUAUUACCAAUGACACCACAAUUUCAAAUGCUACACUGAUAAAAAAGUUUACCUGUCUUCUGGAUGACGCACCAGCUGAAGGAAAUUCAACAUUUCAGAUUGUCAAUGGAACAACUUUGUUGUCUGUACUGAAACAAAAUCAAAAUAUCACUUCAAGAACUCAACCAGCAACAUGUCAAAUAGUGGUGUUCUUCGCUUCAUGGUGUCCAUUUAGUAUACAGGCUGCUCCCCACUUGAAUGCACUGCCUCGAGGAUUUCCCAUGCUUUCUUUUUAUGCAAUUGAUGCCUAUACCUAUAAUAGUUUGAGCACUAUGCAAGGUGUAAUGGCUAUCCCAAGUUUUUUCUUGUUUCAUAAUGGUAAAGCAGCAGCAAGAUACAAUGAAACAGAAUACAAAGUAGAUCUCUUUUCCAGCUUUAUCACACGUUAUACAGGAAUACAGCCAAUUGGAAUAUUGAAUCGCACAACAGCUGAUUAUCAAGGACCGUUACCAACUAAUGUUUUAGAACAAACAGACCAAUGGUUGAUCCUUGCUUGGAUUGUACUCUUGCUUUCGAUGGUGUAUUGGUUUACUAGAUCGAAUCUCUUUUGGACAUUAAUGGAGAAUAUCCGAAAUACGUGGAGAGAGGCAGAAGCACAACAUCAGCAUAUCGAUUAGUCCGAUAUUAUUUAAGGUCUCUUUAAGUGUUGUAUUUUGUUUGAUUAAAUUACACAUUUUUAACAAUUC